This is a messenger RNA of Fundulus heteroclitus (mummichog), 1823 nucleotides long. RefSeq lists its product as uncharacterized. The record is from RefSeq and is a predicted model, not a curated record. The transcript has 6 exons. Bases 285 to 1382 code for a protein of 365 amino acids. Lineage: Eukaryota; Metazoa; Chordata; Actinopteri; Cyprinodontiformes; Fundulidae.
AAAGAGAAACCGUAAACAAGGGCUGAUCCCGACGUCUAAUGUAAACCCGGAAAACACCGAUGAACAGAUCGGGGGAGGGGAAGAAAUCCCCCUCCGUCCCUUCACCUGAUCUCAGGUGUUGAGUUAAGAGCGGCGACGUGGGCAGAUGUGGGUGGAGCUCGGGUUUUGGCGUACAGGUAAACCUCCGUGUCUCUUCAUCAGACUAAAACCUCCGUCUACAGCGAGUGGCUUCAAGCCUGCGAGCUGAAGAUUUCUUUACGGACAGUUUAAAAAAAGGGCCCACCAUGGAAACAGAGACAAAAAAACAAAGGCCUCUUCACGGCCAGACAAUCUGUGUGCCCCAUCAGGACACAAUGCGUCUCCUGGAGGUUUACGUCAAGCGGAGCCUCAGCCUGAAUGAUGGCAGCCUACAGGCAAAGCAAGCAAGGAAGAAGGAAAAGUGGGUGACCGUGUCCAAAAACCUCAGACGAUCCUCCAGCGACCCUUCGCUUCUCUUGACCGAGGAUUUGGAUCCCAGAGAAUCAGGGACUUUACCUGAGGCUGAAACCCAGACAGAUGAGCUGAAGAGCGAUCCUGAAGUGCCGGAGAAACACGCAAUCAAGUCAAGGAGCACCAAAAAGAGCAAGAAAUCCUCAUUUUGGAAGAGUUUCCUUGGUAUUUUUUCCAAGAACAAGGACAAAGAUGAAGAUCCAGACAGUCCUCCAUCAGAGGUGUUUGACGUCUCUGACCAGUCAACUAACUGCCUGCCCGCAACUCAGAUCACUUCACCAAAGAAAUCAUCGAGGAAAAAGUCGCUAAAGAGGAAACUGUCCAAAAGGCUGUCCCUGAGAUCGAAUAGGUUUGGCAAAGAUCUCCAUCCUGCUGACAUCACCGAAGUAGGAGCUGUGAUCAGCGUCAAACCAACAGACUCCUACUAUGAGAAAGUGUCAGAAGAACUUGAAAAAAUUGUGCACGAGGUCAAAGAGCAAGAGGAAACUGAAGCUCUUUCCAGUGAGGAACUUAUCAGCAGGAUCAUUGCUCUGACAAAACAAGAGGGCGAUGCCAUUCACGGCAAGCUGAAAGAUAACCCCACCCUGAGCAACUUCUUCCAGAAGAUGUCUUACUCCUCCUUCCAGAAGAUGGCAGACAAAUACCUGGAGAGCGAGGCGGCGCAGACCCACACGCCUCCCACCGUGCCACCCACAGCGCCCGAGCUAGUCAAGCUGGCCUUCACGCUCGACUUCACGGCCAGGAUAGCUGGGCUCGCCAAACAGAACGUGGGCCACAUCACUUGUCUGGGUAACCAGUACCUGCAGGACCGAUUCGAGUACAGACAGGCAUGCACAGACCAUCCGUGGUCUGACAGCGACGCCGUCGACGGUCUUGCUCCAACGGUCGAAUGAAGCUGAAGUCUGGCCAGCUUCCCACGGAUGUGACUAAAGCUGUGCACGAGCUGCACUUUAUGAACAUUGUCUAACAAAUGAAGCUAUUUAAACUUGUGCUUAAAGAGUGACAACUCCUUGAAACUGUGACCACCACUGUGUAGACCAAUGCCCUGAAUGUAAUCUUGAGUGAAAAGUACUGAACUGUGAUAGCACUUUAUUGGGAUUAUAAAUAGGUGCUUACAAAUAUAGCUAAUCAGAGGUUUUUUUGUGCGCGAUCACAGAGGUGAGGGAUCCGGAUUCAGGAAAGUAAAAUCCCUGCCAGGCUUUCCUUCAUCCUGUUCACUUAACCAGGUGGUUUUAGUCCAGGCCUCUGCUGUGGAGCUGAAAAUGCAAAAGGUUGGAACUAAUCUCUGGACCGGCCUUUUACCUUCUCAACCUGGAUUCCCCACCUCUGAAUCU